AUGCUGAGUCAGAUGGAGACUUCAGCACAGAAGACUGUGGUGGCGGUGCACACCGAGGGGGCUUCAUAUUUGAAAUCUUCAGACAGAAGGGGUGAUGCAUAUGCCCAGGAAGACGAAUCGGUGAAACGGCCGCCAAUGAUGAAAAUAAAGGAAAAGGCUGCCACUCUUCUCGAAAUGAUGGGUACAAUUAUGGAAAUAAUGAGUACCUUAAAGACGGAAGAAGCCAUAGAAGGCGUAUUUGACUUCGCCAAAGAAAAAAUUAUGGACGCGGCAAGAGACAUAAUAUUGUAUCCAGACGUUCAUAGGCGAUUUUUAGAGAUGCUUCUAAAGAAGUCCAAACUAGCCGCUGCUAUCAGAGCAAGUCAGCCGAAUGGGACAGCGAGGCUGUAUUUGGAAGAUGUUAAGAUCAUCUUUAAAGUCACGCAGGCUCUUAAUGUGGAGGCCAAAGAGAAAGUCCUUGGCUUGAAGAAACAAGUGGCCUGCAUAACAUCCAAAUUGGACGUCGAGCGAGAGGGGCGCGAAGCAGCGGUAGCCGCAAUGAGAAAAAUGGAAGGUGAUAUGAAGGAAAUGGAGUUUGCCUUGAUUUUACAGAAAGAUGAAAAGGAAGAUGCCCUCAAACUUGUCUCGAAUUUGAAAGAGGAAUUCGAAAAUGCUGUGUGUGUAGCCGAGGAUACAAAGGACAAAUUACGAGCGGCUAACCAGGAGGCAGAACGCGAGGGCAAGGCGUUGAAGGCGGUAAUAAGACAACUUAGUGAUGAGUUGUCUUGUGCAAAAAGAGAACGACUUGCAGCUGCAACCGAACGUGACGGGUUGGCUGCAAAUCUUGAAGCUGGUGAAGAAAAAGAAAGAAGGAUAUUUCAGCUGGAGGCUGAAAUAUUGCAACUUAAGGAAGUGUUGUUCAUAUCGCAGAAAGCAUCCAAAAUCGAGGCUGAUGAAUUGGCUGCAAAAUUAGUGGUCAAUAUCAACGAAGAUAUGAUGGUUGAAGAGGUUUAUAUGGAAGACCCAAUUGCCGAAAGAGAAUCAACUUUUGAAAAGGUAGAUGAACAGCUCCCUGGAAAACUGGACACAGGGAGAUUGGAAGAAGUCGAAGAUAAGCUAUUUGCCAGCGAGAUGAAAACUAAGAAGAAAAGCAAUCUGCGUCGCUGGAAUAAUAAGAUGCUAGAAGACGGUCAAGUUGUGAUCAAGAUGUCUAGUGGAAGUGGUGCAGCGAAUAAAAUACAAGCCGGUGUGACAGAAAAUUAUGAACACUGGAACGAUAAACUGUCCAAAGUCGGUAAGAUGGCGCUGCCAGAGAAGGAUGAGAACUUUGGUCACAGAAAGAAAACAACACAUAAAAUGGAUUCAGCCUGGAAAUUGAAGCCGGCAGAUAAAGGAGGAACUGGAAAAAGGAACAUCAACAGCACCAACAAGGACCACUCACAAAGUUCAAACUCAUCGACAACACUUGAUUGUACAAUUAUAAGUAGUAGCUGGACACGUGCCUGCCUGCCUGCCCCCUGCUUCCCUGGCACUUGUAAUCCUGUAACAGUCUUCCAUUAA
Molecule: messenger RNA, 1539 nt
Organism: Musca domestica (house fly)
Lineage: Eukaryota; Metazoa; Arthropoda; Insecta; Diptera; Muscidae
Product: myosin heavy chain, non-muscle-like
Exons: 2
Coding region: 1-1539 (512 amino acids)
Source: RefSeq, a predicted model, not a curated record